Messenger RNA from Pestalotiopsis fici W106-1, 903 nucleotides. Its product is annotated as acetylxylan esterase A. The record is from RefSeq and is a predicted model, not a curated record. The transcript is spliced from 2 exons. Gene Ontology annotation, molecular function: hydrolase activity. Gene Ontology annotation, cellular component: extracellular region. Bases 1 to 903 code for a protein of 300 amino acids. Lineage: Eukaryota; Fungi; Ascomycota; Sordariomycetes; Amphisphaeriales; Sporocadaceae.
AUGUUUCUCAAACUCAUAACUCUUCUUCUCUUGGCCAUCACCAGCCAGCUCGCGGCCUCGGGCCCGACGCAACAGCUGAGCAAACGAGCUUCCUUGACGCAGGUGACAAACUUUGGCGAGAAUGCGUCCGGAACGCUAAUGUACAUCUAUGUGCCGAACAACUUGGCGACAAACCCAGCAAUCGUGGUAGCCAUCCACUACUGCACAGGGACGGCGUCGGCUUACUACACUAAUACGCCGUACGCGACCUUGGCUGAGCAGUAUGGCUUCAUUGUCAUUUACCCGCAAUCUCCCUACUCGGGCACCUGCUGGGACGUGAGCUCGGCGGCGGCGCUGACGCACGACGGGGGCGCCGACAGCGAGUCGAUUGCCAACAUGGUCACCUACACCAUCUCGACGUACGGCGCGGACGCAUCCCGAGUCUUUGUCACAGGGUCCAGCAGCGGUGCCAUGAUGACCAAUGUCCUGGCGGCCACGUACCCCGAAAUGUUUGCCGCGGGCGUGGCCUACUCGGGCGUUCCCGCCGGCUGCUUCUACACGGGCACCGUCGACGGGUGGAACAGCACGUGCUCGCAGGGCCAGGUGGUCGAGUCGCAGGCCUACUGGACCAGCGUCGUCGAAAACAUGUACCCGGGCUACCAAGGGGCGCGCCCGCGCAUGCGCAUCCACCACGGCUCCGUCGACACGACGCUGCUGCCGCAAAACUACAAUGAGACCAUCAAGCAGUGGACGGGCGUCUUUGGCUACAGCGACACGCCCCAGCAGACCCUCCCCAACGACCCGGCCAGCCCGUAUACGAGGUACAUUUACGGCGAAAAUGUCGAGGGUGUCUAUGGAACUGGUAUCGGACAUACAGCUGCGAUCUUUGGUGAUGCUGAUAUGGAAUGGUUCGGAAUCGCAUAA